UAUUUAUGAAAAAAUAACAAAUAAGAAAACCACCAUCAUUUGAUCCAUUUACAUAAUUAACUAAUGAAUAUGUUCGAAUAAUUCUAUCAUAUUUGAAUGUGGUAUUAUAUUAAUAAAACUAGUUUGACUUAGUCAGAUCAGCAAGAGUUUGUAGAAGAUGGAGAGAAAUAAUUGAGAAAGAUCCUUUAAUGUUUGAAUAUGUAAAUUUAGAAAAUAUUGACUCAUCUAAACCAUUGUUUCCAAUUCUUAAAAUAUUUUCUCGUGAUAAAACAAUAAUCUCUAUGAAAUUGCCUCCACAUGCAACAUAAACUGAUACAGCUUAUAUGUUUAUGUAAUUGCCAUAGAGUAUACAAUAUCUGAAAUUUACGAAUAUAAACAUGGAAUUCUCAAAGAUUUUUACUCGUAAGUUUCCAAAUUUUAAGAGUUUAACUUUGGUUAAUUCAAAAAAUAGGAAAAAGCCUUUUGAUGAGAUUGAAAUGAAAUCCUUUCUUACUUUAAAGAGUGCUUAAGAAUUAAAUUUCUAAUAAUUACCUUGGGAAGAUAGUUUUAUUAGUAUUUUCUCAGAAUUCAAUCUUCAAGUGCUAUGUAUUUAUGAUUGUCCUAAUCUAACUAAUGAUUCUCUAUAUUUAAUAUCUAAGCAUUGCAAAUUAUUAUAAAAAUUACUUGUAGGAGGAAGUGAACAAGUAUAUAAUGCUCAAAUAUCAAAAAGUGGAUUUUAGAUUGAUUUAGUUCAUUUAAAGUCUCUAGAAAUAAGAUAUUGUUCUAGAAUAGGAGAUUAAUCUUUAGACAUAAUUGCAAGUUCAUUUCCAACAUUAAUUGAAUUUGCAUUAGUAAGAAAUAAUUUUGAGAAAUGUGCAAAAAUAAGUGAUUAAGCAUUUAAAAAUAUGCAAGAUUUACAAUUAUAAAGAUUGUCUAUAAUUUAUACAAGAAAAUUGAGAGAUUAAGCUCAUAUAUAUAUAUCUAAGUUUCAUUAGCUUAAAUAUUUAUGUUUAAGAAAUUGUCCUUUAUAAUAUGAUGUUUCAAUAUGGAAUGAGAAUUGUCCAUUACUUGAAGAAUUAGAUGUAUCAGGAGAUUCAUGGGUUUCUUAAUCAUUUGUAUUAGGAAUAGCUUAACAUUAAAAUUUAAAAAUAUUUUGGCUUGGACAUUUUGAACAUGGAGAUUUAGAUUGUGAUACUAAAUUAUAAUAAUACCCACCUGAAGGAUUGUUCUUAGAAAGUAUUUUUAAAAAAGAAACUAGCUUUCCUAAAUUACAUACAUUACAUUUAGAACAUGAUUGUAAUUUAACUUAUUGGUUGUAUGCAAGAAUAUCAAAAUUAAGACCCAAAUUAUUUUUUAGAUGA
This is a messenger RNA of Paramecium sonneborni, 1340 nucleotides long. The record is from the annotation of a GenBank genome assembly. NCBI's taxonomy places the organism in Eukaryota, Ciliophora, Oligohymenophorea, Peniculida, Parameciidae.